Molecule: messenger RNA, 1557 nt
Organism: Penicillium daleae
Lineage: Eukaryota; Fungi; Ascomycota; Eurotiomycetes; Eurotiales; Aspergillaceae
Exons: 3
Coding region: 1-1557 (518 amino acids)
Biological process (GO): transmembrane transport
Molecular function (GO): transmembrane transporter activity
Source: RefSeq, a predicted model, not a curated record
AUGAGAAGAAAACCCGAGUUGCUCGAGCUCGAUGGCAACGAGGAGACCAUGAAUGCCUUCUACCUCACUACGGGUCAGCGCUUGACAUUUACUGCGCUCAUGGUCCUCAGCUUCAUGGCAGCUUUGGAUGGCUCAUCUAUUUCAGUGGCACUGCCAGCUCUCGCCAUGGAGCUACAUGCAUCUGCCAUUGAAGCCUUCUGGGCGGGGACAUCGUACCUCCUAUGCUGCGCAAUCUGCCAGCCCAUCUUUGGCUCCCUGUCAAUUUUAUUUUGUCGCAAGAUCUUCAUCAUGAUUGCGAUUUUCUUCUUCUUUAUUGGCGCUAUUCUGGCCGGUUCAGCUCAUAACGUGUUCCGACUGCUGCUUGGCAGGUCUCUUCAAGGCAUUGGCGGCGGUGGACUUAUCACUCUUACCGGCAUCGUGAUUGCCGACUACGUUCCGUUAAAACGUCGAGCAGUAUACUUUGGCUUACUGAGCUCUACCUGGGCACUUGGUUCAGUCAUUGGGCCAGUCAUAGGUGGUUGUUUCGCGGAAAGAUCGACUUGGCGCUGGAUGUUCUACAUAAACUUUCCCUUUAUAGGGAUAGGAAGGUUUCUGAUUGUUUGCUUCAUGCCCCGAAGUUCUACGCUUGGUGCGUUCAGGACUCAAUUCCACAAAAUCGACUUCAUUGGCAUAUUCAUUUUCGUCAUCAGCGCUAGUUCUUUCCUGAUCCCUCUCUCAUGGGGUGGCAUCAUGUUUCCGUGGAACUCUUGGCACACGUUGGCGGCAUUAAUCCUCGGGAUUAUGGGGCUCGUCGCCUUUGGCGCAUAUGAAUGUCUGUAUUCAACCUUCCCCCUAAUUCCACCAGUGAUCUUCCGCAACAAAUCCACAGCAAUUUCAUUGAUUGGCUAUUGUGCUAUGGGAUUUUUGCUUUGGUGUGAACUGUACUACCUCCCGCUUUACUUUGAGGCUGUAAAAGGAUACAACUCAAUCAUUGCUGGUGUGGCCCUUUUCCCCGCCACAUUAACCAUUGCUCCGAUAGCUAUUCUUACCGGUUCUCUUAUAGCCGUUACUGGCAAUUGCUAUUGGACCGUGUUGACAAGUUGGGCCCUUUGUACGCUUGGGCUGGGGCUACUCUGUCUCCUUCAGGUCGAAACAAGUACACCUGCUUGGAUAUUCCUGUGCAUGGUGUCUGGUCUCGGGUUCGGAACGGGAAUACCGGCAAUAGCUGUCGCCGUGCAAGCCUCGGUCCUUCCAGAACAUGUUUCCAUUGCCAUCACCCUGUCAACGUUCUCCCGGAGCUUUGGGCAGGCGCUCGGUGUUGCAGUCGGCGGUGCCACUUUCGAAAAUCGUGCUCGAACAAUCUUGCUGCAGAACUCGCGUCUGGCCUCCGUCGCAGAUCGAUAUAGCCGAGAUGCAUUUGAUGUGCUGAAUUUCCUGGACCAGACGGACAAAGCUACUCGGUUUCAAAUCAGAUCGGCAUAUGUCCAAAGCCUGCGAGCAAUAUGGGCGAUUGGUGUUGGGGUCUCAGGAAUUACUCUCAUCGUGAGUAUGUUUGCAAAGAGACAUAACAUCGGAUAG